UCGCGCACAGGCAGGCCCGCGACCGCAUUUUCUGAGCUUCGGGCGGUAGCCGUGUCCUGGAGCCUUUUCACGUAGAGGGCAGCGGGCUUUUUCAAGUGGUGUUCCACUAGAGACCGAGUCGGCAAUUGUGUCACGGGCUCCCCAGCCGGGGCCCGGCUGUGGCUGUGGAGACAAUGAAAGACCCACCGGACAGGACGGACCCGGCUCAGCCCCGCAGUCUCAGAUUCGGCCGUUGAGGGGAGAGGCCUGCGAGAAGAGUCCAAAGCGGGGAUGGGGCCGCAGUGAAGCGACGCCGACGCUCAGAGAACUGCUGGGAGGCGGUGGCGCGAGGUGGGACCCAGAUGCUGGAGGAAGGAGAACCACCUUCUCCAGACCCUGCCCUUCCCCAAGAGGAGGACACAGAGGAGGAAGGAAUGGCAGCUGGUCUCACAGCAGGGCCCCAAGGAUCCACACCUUUCAGCAGUGUGACUGUAGAUUUUACCCAUGGGGGAUGGAGGCAGUUGGCCCCUGCUCCGAGGGACAGGUUCGAGGAAGGGAUGCCAGAAAAGUCCAGAAACCUGGUCUUACUGGGACUUCCAGUUUCCCAACCUGGUAUGAACUCCCAGUUGGAACAAAGGGAAGGUUCAUGGAUGCUCGAGAGAGACGGCCUAAGGAAUGCCUGUCCAGAUUGGAAGAUUAUAUCUGAAUCACUACCUGAGCAAGACAUUUCUGAAGAAUCAUUCCAAGAUCCAAGUGCAGAGAUGCCUUCUGGGGUGUCAGAGCACAGGAACAGUGAACUGGGGAAAAGCCUCAAUCUGAGACCAGUCCUUUCUCCACAACAGAGAGUUCCUACAGAAGUGAGAUCCCAUAAAUGUGACACACACACAGAGAGCUUUGGGAAUAAUGCAGGUACAGUUAAACCUCACAGAGCGAAGCCGUACACGUGUAACGAAUGUGGCAAGGCCUUCAGUUAUUGUUCUUCCCUUUCUCAGCAUCAGAAGAGCCAUACUGGGGAGAAGCCAUAUGAGUGCAAUGAAUGCGGGAAGGCCUUCAGCCAGAGUUCAUCUCUUAUUCAGCACCAGAGGAUUCACACCGGAGAGAAACCUUAUAAAUGCAGUGAAUGUGGGAGAGCCUUCAGCCAAAACGCAAACCUCACAAAACACCAGCGAACUCAUACUGGAGAAAAGCCCUACAAAUGUACCGAGUGUGAGAAAGCCUUCAGUGACUGUUCAGCCCUUGUUCAGCACCAGAGAAUUCACACUGGAGAGAAGCCUUAUGAGUGUAGCGACUGUGGGAAGGCAUUCCGCCACAGUGCAAAUCUUACCAACCACCAGCGGACUCACACAGGGGAGAAGCCCUACAAGUGCAGAGAAUGUGGGAAGGCCUUCAGCUACUGUGCGGCAUUUAUUCAGCACCAGAGAAUCCAUACAGGGGAGAAGCCCUACAAAUGUAACGCAUGUGGGAAGGCCUUCAGCCAGAGUGCAAACCUCACAAACCACCAGAGGACUCACACUGGAGAGAAACCCUACACGUGUAGUGAGUGCGGGAAAGCAUUCAGCCAAAGUACAAACCUUAUAAUCCACCAGAAGACUCACACUGGAGAGAAACCUUAUAAAUGUAAUGACUGCGGGAAAUUCUUCAGUGAGAGCUCCGCCCUUAUUCGGCAUCAUAUAAUUCACACAGGAGAAAAGCCCUACGAGUGCAAUGAGUGUGGGAAGGCAUUUAACCAGAGCUCAUCCCUUAGUCAGCAUCAGCGAAUUCACACUGGUGUGAAGCCCUAUGAAUGUAGAGAGUGUGGGAAGGCCUUCAGGUGUAGUUCAGCUUUUAUUAGACAUCAGAGACUCCAUGCUGGAGAGUAACUGGGAACAUAACUGAAGUGGAUGGGGACCUGACCAGUAAUUUGAAGGCAUCUGGGGACAUCUGAUGUAAAGGCUUAGCCCAGAGCCACAUGCAAAAGCACCUUUUAAUAGUCACUAUUUUACACCUUGCAUGUGGUGCUCCUUUAUCAACACUUGGUAAGCAUAGACUGCCCAGCUCCAAUUACACUGGUUUCAAGAUUUACCUUUACCUCAGAAACAUUGGUUUAUAAAGAAUGAAUCAA
This is a messenger RNA of Capra hircus (goat), 2080 nucleotides long. RefSeq names its product zinc finger protein 79 (gene ZNF79). The transcript is spliced from 5 exons. Gene Ontology annotation, molecular function: RNA polymerase II cis-regulatory region sequence-specific DNA binding; DNA-binding transcription activator activity, RNA polymerase II-specific. Gene Ontology annotation, biological process: regulation of transcription by RNA polymerase II. NCBI's taxonomy places the organism in Eukaryota, Metazoa, Chordata, Mammalia, Artiodactyla, Bovidae. Gene Ontology annotation, cellular component: nucleus. The record is from RefSeq and is a predicted model, not a curated record. Bases 342 to 1838 code for a protein of 498 amino acids.